Messenger RNA from Paramecium sonneborni, 1545 nucleotides. Lineage: Eukaryota; Ciliophora; Oligohymenophorea; Peniculida; Parameciidae. The record is from the annotation of a GenBank genome assembly.
AUGGUGGAAAUUGCAUAAAACUUUAGAAAAUUAGAUAUUUUUGGUCAAUAAAUUAGACUAAAAGCAUCAGGAUAAUCUGUUUUUCAAACUUAUAUUGGAGCAUUUAUGACAUUAUUAUUAUUUAGCAUUCUUAUUUAUUCGGGUAUUUUAUUUAUUAUAGAAAUGAACAAAGGGAAAAAUGCAAUUAUAAACUCUCAAGAUGCUGUCAUUUAAAAUAACGAAGUAUUUGUUUAACAAUAAUUAUAAUUUAGGGUUUCAGUUUUAAUUCGACUGAAGUAAUAUUUUCAGCAGGAUUACUUGAUAUGAUGGGCCAACCUAUAUAAAAUGAAGGAAAUAGAAUAUUUAACAUUAUGUUUUACGUUUGUAAUAAAUCAUUAAAUGAAACAAAAUGUAAUUUUAUACCAGGUACUAUAUGUGGUGAAAGAAUAAGAGAAGCAUCAAAAGUAAUCAACAUAAAAUGAUUAAAUUUAGAAAUUAAAUAUUGCACCUGUUUAUGAAAACAUGACUUAUUGUAUGAGUGAAGAAUACAUUCUAAAAAAUCCUACAAUAAGAUUUUAAGGAUCUAAUCGGUAUGAUAAUUUUACUUUAUUGGGUGCAUUAAUUGAAAGAUGUAAAAAUAGUACUGAUACUUCAAGUAUUUCAUAAUAUAAUUUAGAUUGUGCAUCAUAAGAAGAAAUAGAUAGAUAUAUUACAAAUGCCAACCUUUAUUAUUCAUAUUCCUUCCAUUAACUCAAUAAAGAAUCUGAAGAUUCUCCAUAUUAGAAGACUGAAAAUAUCGAUAUAACUUCAUUGUAUAACAAAGUUGGUAAAUAAGUUAAUAUUUAUUUUCAAUACUCUUAAAGUUUUCUUGAAUACAAUCCAUUUUACUUUUUUCCUGAAAUAGUUUAACAUGAAGGAAUCGAAUAUUAAAAAACUAUAACUGAUAGUGUGCUUUAUUUUUAAGAUGCUAAUAUUUUAGCUAGAAUUGAACUUCAAUUAGAUGCUAAAAAAAAGGUUUCUUAUAUUACAUAUUAAACCUUAAUGGAUGUAGUUGCUAAAUUAGGGGGAUUAUUUACAAUAAUUAGAGCUUUAAUAGAUAUUUUGAUAUUUCCAAUAUAAUCAAUCUUAUAUAGGUUAUUUUUAAUUAAUUUCUUAAUUAGCCAUUAAAACUAAAAUGAUUAUAAAGAUAAUUAAAAGGAAAAUGAUAAAAAAAAAAAACUUAAUAUUCAACAUUUGAUUUUUUCUUAGCUAUCAAGAGAAAUAUUUUAUAAUUAAUCAGAAUUAAUAAAUAAAUAUUUGGAUGUUAGGUAAAUAUUAAUUCAUCCCCUCUAAUUUACUUAAAAAAUAGAAGGAUUAAAGUAUUCUAUCAUGAAAUUUGAUCUCCUAAGUUCGAGAUAAACUAAGUUAAUAACUAAUAAUAAUGAAAUGGAUGAAAUAGUUGGCAAAAAUAAUUAGGAAGAAUUAGAUUAAAAACGUUUAAGUUUUGGAACUAUCAAUUCAGAAAGAAAAAUAAAACAAAUCGAAUAAUAAUAUGUCUUUCCUAAAAGAAAGUUGCCAAUUCGUUGA